Messenger RNA from Asparagus officinalis (garden asparagus), 716 nucleotides. RefSeq names its product profilin-like. Gene Ontology annotation, molecular function: actin monomer binding. The record is from RefSeq and is a predicted model, not a curated record. NCBI's taxonomy places the organism in Eukaryota, Viridiplantae, Streptophyta, Magnoliopsida, Asparagales, Asparagaceae. Gene Ontology annotation, cellular component: cell cortex.
CCAAGUCGCGAUUUGACGCUAUUAUUUUCUAUUUUUAUAGCCAACCACAGCUGUAACCCGAGAGAGAGAGAGAGAGGAGAGAGAAGAUGUCGUGGCAAUCGUACAUCGACGAUCACCUGAUGUGCGAGAGCGCCGCCAUCCUCGGCCACGACGGCAGCGUCUGGGCCCAGAGCGAGAACUUCCCUCAAUUCAAGCCUGAGGAAAUUAGUGCUAUCAUGAAUGACUUUGAGGAGCCUGGAUCUCUUGCACCAACAGGGUUAUUCCUUGGCGGUACAAAAUACAUGGUUAUCCAAGGUGAACCUGGGGCUGUUAUUCGAGGAAAGAAGGGCUCUGGUGGUGUUACUGUUAAGAAAACUAGUAUGGCUUUGAUCGUUGGAAUUUAUGAUGAGCCAAUGACUCCUGGACAGUGCAAUAUGAUUGUCGAGAGGCUCGGUGAUUAUCUCCUCGAACAGAACUUCUAGGUUUGGUGAAGUCCCUUUUUUCUGUUUGGGUUUGGUUUGAUCUUUGCUCUGCUUGAAAUGAAUAGUAUCAAUUCUUCAAUAUCAUCUGAGUUAUGUGAGAGGGUCUGGUGUUUGGUUAAUAUGCGUUGUAUGAUCUCAUAUCCCAUGAUAGUUCUCUGUGAUUUUACUUGAAAUGGUGUUGUGACUUUUUAAGGCCAGUCAUGGUGCUUAUUUAUAAAGCAGGUUUGCAUAUUUAAAGAAAUUUGCUUGGUUAAA